AUGUUUAACAUCCUGGAUUCUUUAGACAUUAAUUAUCUGUCACUUAUUUCCAUUCUCAUUUUGGUAUCAUUAAUUAUUUACGGUUUAAUUCCAGUGAUAAAACUAUUCCGUUGCGGCUAUAACCACCCCUUUCCCUUACCAUUCUUUGGUACCAUCAUAUGGGUAUAUUUUAAGGGCUAUCAAAAAUGCUACAUAGACUGGAACCGUAAAUAUGGACAAUUUUAUGCCGUUGCUCAAGGCCAAACUUUUGUUUUGAUGGUAAGCAAUCCUGAUUACCUCAAGGACAUUUUGGUAAAAAGUUUUUCCAAAUUUUCUAACCGGAGAUUUUUUGAAAUCUCUAAUAAAUUAAUCCGUAAAUCAAUUUUCAUGACUGAAGACGAAGAAUGGCGCUUGUUAAGGAAGCUCAUAUUACCUACUUUUACCUCUCACAAAAUGAAAUUCAAUAUAUUUCCGCUAAUUCUUAGAUGUGCCUCUCAAAUGGUCGGUCACUUAAAAAACUCGAUAAAUGGCGAUCUAAAUUCCAUCCAAAGCAAUAAGAAUUAUGAUGAUAAAGAAACUACAAUCGUCCAAACCAAAGACAUUUUUGGUUGUUACACUAUGGAUGUGAUCGCUUCUACCUCUUUUGGAUUGGAUCUAGAUUCUCAGAAAGAAAAUAAUCAUGCUUUUGUCAGGUAUUUCGAAUCUAUAUAUUUAAAUUAUGUUUAG
This is a messenger RNA of Gordionus sp. m RMFG-2023, 705 nucleotides long. Its product is annotated as cytochrome P450 3A13-like. The transcript has a single exon. Lineage: Eukaryota; Metazoa; Nematomorpha; Gordioida; Chordodea; Parachordodidae. The coding region runs from base 1 to 705 and encodes 234 amino acids. The record is from RefSeq and is a predicted model, not a curated record. Gene Ontology annotation, molecular function: oxidoreductase activity, acting on paired donors, with incorporation or reduction of molecular oxygen; heme binding; steroid hydroxylase activity.